UUUUUAUUGACUCUUACUUAUUUUGGUACCAACUCUUUUUUCUUUUUUUCUUUUUUUUAUUUUCAUUCCCUUUUUCUUAUAUAUAUAUAUAUCAUAUAUUUUCUAUAAUAUCAUUUAUUAUUAAACAACUACAAUGACAAGUAGGUAUGCCAAACCUACUGUGAAAAAGGACCUUCCAUAUGAAAGUCCAUCAUCUGUAGCUGCUAGUUCACCACCUGCCUCUAUUCCAAGUCCAUCCAUACAACAUAUGAGUUCGACUUCUUCAAUUAAUUCGCAUUCGCCCUCACUUCCUCCUCCUCCUUAUACGGACCACAUUCUCUCCAUACCAGCAUCGGAUACUUCUUCUCCUUAUUCGUCUUUUGCCUCAGCCACGGCAGGCCGAUCUGAUACGCAUCGUCGACGACAAAAAAAAUGGAAUGGCCAACAAUAUGAUUAUGAUGACGACUCGAUGUUUUUACCUCAUGACAAAUUAUACAAGGCUGAACAACAAAAAGUACAAGCUAAACAAUAUUCAAGAAAACGCGAUUGGCGAAUAUCCAUUGCACUUUUCAUCUGGGCUCUAUAUAUUCGUUGUUGGCAUAUUUGGGAACCAAGUUCUGUAGUGUUUGAUGAAGUACACUUCGGUGGAUUUGCAAGUAAAUAUAUCAAGACACGAUUCUUUAUGGAUGUUCAUCCUCCUUUGGCUAAAAUGAUGAUUGCUCUGGUGGCAAAACUAGCUGGUUUUGAUGGUAGUUUCGGCUUUAAACAAAUUGGAGAUGAAUAUAUAGAAGCUGGUGUCCCUUAUAUCACCAUGCGUGUAUUUUGUGCUUUGAAUGGAGUGUUGGUAGUUCCUAUUGCUUAUUGGACUAUGCGUGGAUGUGGUCAUUCAAUCUCUGCUGCUGUAGUUGCCUCAUUGAUGGUGUGCUAUGAAAAUGGAUUAAUUGCCAACAAUCGACUUAUUCUUUUGGAUCCUCCGUUAUUAUUCUUUACCGCUGCUACUACUCUGAUGUGGGUCAAUUUUCAUAAUCAAGAUCAAAGGCCAUUUCAAUUUUGGUGGUGGACUUGGUUGGCUAUGACAGGAUUGGGAUUAGGUCUUACUGUUAGUUGUAAAUGGGUGGGAUUAUUUACAAUUGCUACUAUUGGUGUCUCUACAGUGAAUAGUCUAUGGCAGAUUUGGGGUGAUACCCGUGUUCCUAUGCAUCGAUUCCUUCGUCAUUUUGGUGCUCGUGCUCUUUGUUUGAUUAUCAUCCCAAUUACUAUCUACAUGUUAAUGUUUGGUAUUCAUUUUGUGUCAUUGCCAAAUACUGGUGAAGGUGAUGGAUUUAUGUCCCCUGAAUUUCAACAAACAUUGGAUGGACGAACAAUGGAAGAUUCUCCCAUUGAUGUCGCCUAUGGUUCAAAAGUUUAUAUUCGUCAUGAAGCAACUCAUGGUGGUUAUUUACAUUCUCAUCCUCAUGAUUAUCCUUCUGGAAGCAAACAGCAACAGGUUACUUUAUACCCUCAUCGAGAUGAUAAUAAUUGGUGGGUGAUUCACAAACAAAACUCUGAACAAGUAGAAGGUGUUGAAUAUGUCAAGAAUGGUGAUAUUAUUCGAUUGAAACAUAAUGAUUCUGCCAAGCGACUUCAUAGUCAUAAUCAUCGACCACCAAUGACAGAUGUUGAUUAUCAUAAUGAAGUUAGUGUAUAUGGGUUCCCUGAUUUUGAUGGUGAUGCAAAUGAUCUCUGGCGAGUAGAAAUUAUAGGUCAUGAUAAGAAGGAUCCAAUUUCCAAAGAACGACUUCGUACAAUCCAUACAAGAUUCCGGUUAAUCCAUGUUAUGGAAAGAUGUGCUUUGUUCUCUCAUAAUGUAAAAUUGCCUGAUUGGGGUUGGGGUCAACAAGAAGUAACAUGUAUCAAGAAUGGCAAGAUUCCAAAAUCUGUUUGGUAUAUUGAAUCUAAUACAAAUCAACUUUUACCACCUGACACAAAAAGGGUUAGCUAUCGAACACCUGGAUUUAUUGGCAAGUUUUUGGAAUUGAACAAAGUGAUGUGGGAAACCAAUAAAGGAUUGGUUCAGUCUCAUCCUUUCGAUUCACGCCCUCAGGACUGGCCAUUCCUUCGACGAGGUAUUAACUUUUGGGGCAAGAACUUCAAACAUAUCUAUCUACUUGGAAAUCCAUUUGUUUAUUGGGCAUCAACUGGAGCUGUGAUUAGUUAUAUUGUGUUGAAAUUGAUUAUUUUAUUAUUGGAUAAAAGAGGAUUCAAAACUGACUUUAGAGGGUUGCGACAAUUUUAUGAAAAUUCAGCAGGAUUCUUUGUGAUUGGUUGGUUUUUCCAUUACUUUCCUUUCUUUUUGAUGGGAAGACAAUUAUUUCUACAUCAUUAUAUGCCUGCAUUGUAUUUUUCAAUUUUAACAUUUUCAGUUGGAUUUGAUCUUUUGACAAUACGAUUGAUUCAACGCAAACGAUUGAUGGCUGCUUGUGGAUGGUUAUUAGUGGUGAUUUACGUUUAUAGAUGUUUUGUUCCAUUGACAUAUGGUGAACCUUGGACUAAAACAUUAUGUGAGAAAGCAAAAUGGCGAACCACGUGGGACUUUGAUUGCGGAGCUUUUCAUGACAAGAUAUCUGAUUAUGCUGAUCAUACACCUAUUGAAAUAGCUGGAGCUUUUAAUAAAAUUCAAAAUGCCUUCAAAAGUUAUAUGGCAAAAGAUGAAAACCGGGAAUUAGCUCCUGAAGUAGCGGAUAUGGUAAACAAGAUAUCAGACGCAAUGAUUGAAAUGAAACAAGAAACCUCCACAUUACCCACUGGUAUAGAUGAUUUGAAUUAGUAUUUUUUUUUUUUUUAUGUUUAGUUAGUUACUGAAAUUAGAAUUAUUGUGUGGAAAAAUCAAGUGUGAAACUAUUACUUCAACCUUUUAGAAAUCGAAAAUAAACUUUUUGUAUGACCAUACUUUUUUUGAACCUUAAACCAUGGAUUUCUAGUCCCGAACAAAUCACUUUUUUUUUCUCUUUUUGUCUUUUCACAAUCUUGACUCUUUUUUCUCAC
Messenger RNA from Halteromyces radiatus, 3003 nucleotides. Its product is annotated as Dolichyl-phosphate-mannose-protein mannosyltransferase-domain-containing protein. The record is from RefSeq and is a predicted model, not a curated record. Gene Ontology annotation, cellular component: endoplasmic reticulum; membrane. The transcript has 14 exons. Bases 134 to 2785 code for a protein of 883 amino acids. Gene Ontology annotation, molecular function: dolichyl-phosphate-mannose-protein mannosyltransferase activity. Lineage: Eukaryota; Fungi; Mucoromycota; Mucoromycetes; Mucorales; Cunninghamellaceae. Gene Ontology annotation, biological process: protein O-linked glycosylation via mannose.